CAAAAUACCGCUCCUUAGACGAAUAAUUGUGAUUCUGACUGUUGCAUGAAAACAACAUGUACUGUUUAGAGAUUUCAUUUGUAACGGGUGUGCUCCUUCUUUAUCUGGCCGGUAUUGACGCAAUCAAAAGUUCACCAGUCCGGAAGAGAGAUCCGAGUACUCAAUAUGAAAGUUGCAAAGAUAUUUUGGACAACGUACCAAGCGUAAAAGAAAACGAUGGUGUAUAUGAGAUAUAUGUGGGCGGUCAAAAUCGGAACGUCUUCUGUGACAUGUCAACGGAUGGGGGCGGCUGGACGGUAAUCCAAAAAAGAAUGGAUGGAUCUACGGACUUUUAUAGAAAAUGGGAUGCAUAUAAAAUCGGCUUUGGAAAUCCUUGCAGUAACUACUGGAUUGGAAAUGAUGCAAUACAUACUUUGACGACGACGAAGGAUCAAAUGCUUCGGAUUGAGCUUCAAAGUUUUGAUUGCGAUCAGACUUAUGCUACGUACGCUACAUUUCGCGUUGGGGAUGAGAGCAGUGACUACAAACUUACUAUAUCAGGUUAUAAAGGAGAUGCGGGAGACACUUUGUCGUUCCAAAACGGAAGGAAGUUCUCUACGCAGGACCGGUCUGAUGUCAAUAUGAUACAUCCUUGUGUCCAAAUCUAUCACGGAGCCUGGUGGUACGACAUCGACAACUGUACCUAUUCAAACCUUAACGGAAAGUAUGGAAACUCUAAUGGUGUGAAAUCCAGGAAAUCCAUGAAAUGGAAAAACCUGUUAAAGGGGACAUCGAUGAUGGUCAGGCCCAAGAACUAACCGACUUUCUGUUUAUCAUUAAAAGAUAAAAAUGU
Molecule: messenger RNA, 832 nt
Organism: Ostrea edulis (European flat oyster)
Lineage: Eukaryota; Metazoa; Mollusca; Bivalvia; Ostreida; Ostreidae
Product: ryncolin-4-like
Exons: 6
Coding region: 57-797 (246 amino acids)
Source: RefSeq, a predicted model, not a curated record